AAUAGUUGGAGGUGGAAUUGCAGUUUUGCAAAAAUCCCCUUUGAUUCUGCUCAAUUGGGUCGAAUUGAUUUUCUCCAGCGUUAUCUUGAUACCAAUGGAACUGUCUCCCUUAUAGUCAACUGGUUCGCUGAAAAUCCUAUCAUCACCGAACCGCUGAAAGGGAGUGCCGGAAUCAUGGCUACCACCACCGAAUCGACGCCUCUGAUGCAGUCCACAUCUGCUGGACAAACCACCGGAAGACGCAACAGUAUAGAAACAGGAAUACGGCCUGCAAGAACUGUCACAUUUAGCCCAAGUGUUCUUGGCCCGACCGGCAGCAGCGCAACGACUACCGCUCAGAGACCAUCUACCUCCGCAUACAGCCAUGCUCCGCAACCAAUGCUCUCAGCACUCAAUAGCAAACUUAGACGACGUAACAGUCAUGGAUCUCCUCUGGUUACACCCCAAAAUACGCCAGCAGCCAAGAUAGGGCCCCAGCGAACAACCAGAACUGCUCAGAAGUUAAAGCUCCUCCCAAACCCCGAGCUCGAAGAAGAAGAACAAGAUGAGGAAAGUGGGCGAGAUGUAUAUUCGCAAUUUACCCGAAUCAAAGAUCCUACCGCUCGCAGAGAUGCGGCCAGGUUAGGCAAAGCAGACCGAGACAAGCUUCCGCGAGUUACAGCUUAUUGUACGGCCAACGCAUACCAACUGGAAGGGCUGGUUAGGUUUCUCAAAGGCAAGGCUAGAUCGCGAGGAGCCAUGCCCAAGUUAAUCGACGAAUGUGUCUAUACGCCUUACAAUUAUGGCAGGUCCCCAAUGGACAAAGAGCCAGAUGGGUCUAUGGAACCGAGGUCAUCUCGAAGCCAACAUAAUGAGGAAGACCGGCCGCAGAUGCGUGAGAGGAGGUUCUCUGAUAGUGAGCUUGAAGUGGAAGGCAAUACAAAGAGUCGACGAGAUGACCUGAUUGACUUGCACACUGAAGGAGGAGACACGACGCUUGCUACUGGCGAGCACGACGAGGUGCACAGAACAGAUGACGUACGGGGGGAUACGGUCGACUUUGAUACCGAAGUCCACACCCCUGAAGUGUUUCUAUUCAACUACGGCACUGUCGUCAUUUGGGGUAUGACCCUCAAACAGGAACAGCGAUUUCUGAAAGAGAUUGCGAAGUUCGAACAGGAGAAGCUCAGCCAGGACGACGUGCAAACAGAAGACUUCAACUUUUACUACACCCGAGACUAUCAAGCGCGAAUCUACAAUGACUUUAUCAGUUUACGAGACAAGAGAAAUUACAUGACCAAGCUGGCAAUCAGCCACGCGCUUGCUCAGAGUGUCAAGACUUCGCUUUUUGAAGAUUUGGUUGACAACACCAUUGAAAUGACCAAAGACAUUCCCGAGCGGAUUGCAUUGGAAGGGAAAGUCAACCUGACACGGCGUCAACUAAAUAUGCAGAUUGGCGAGCUGUUCAUUCUCCGCAUCAAUAUUCAUUUACAAGGUUCCGUGCUAGACUCGCCCGAACUCAUGUGGGCUGAGCCUCAGCUAGAACCCAUCUAUGUCGCUGUUCGAAGCUAUCUGGAAAUGGACCAACGAGUUGGGCUUCUUACGGAACGUUUAGAUGUUAUUGCUGAUUUGCUUGCUGUGCUCCGUGAUCAGCAGACGCAUACUCAUGGCGAAUAUUUAGAGUGGAUUGUCAUCGUUCUCAUUGCGGCUGAGAUCCUUGUUGCUGCUAUUAACAUUGUUGUCGACCUUUAUGCUGGCGUUGACUAGGGAAUGAGCGAAUCUUUACCAUAUGCUUGCUAUUGCCCUUUGUCUGAACUCUUCGCGUCUUGUUGAAUACUCUUCAUUUGUGCUCUGGGAUUUGGUCUGAGGUAUUCAAGGGAUAUGUGGAAAAUUUGGUUUGUAGAUACUACAUUUCUUUUCUUUCUUGUAAUACUUUUCAGAGCGCAUUCUUUUUCUCUCCUUGUUCCUUUCUUUUAAUGCGGCGGGUAGUUGAUUAGGUCCGAGCACGAAGCUCUUAUGGACAGCGACCCUGCAAGAUUGACAGUAUUGGCCACCUAAAACUCUAUAGUCCUUAAUACUGUCAUGUAAUUAUUUACUAUGUGGAGCACAUUGACGACGUGGGUCGAAAGAGGAAUAGAGAUUCUGAUCCACUGCUUGCCGUUGCAGCGGCUUUUGCUUGUUACAUGAUAGUGAAAAAUUGUCUCAGAAUGAAGAAUGUUCGGUCG
Messenger RNA from Xylona heveae TC161, 2204 nucleotides. Its product is annotated as sporulation protein-like protein RMD1. The record is from RefSeq and is a predicted model, not a curated record. The coding region runs from base 175 to 1746 and encodes 523 amino acids. Lineage: Eukaryota; Fungi; Ascomycota; Xylonomycetes; Xylonales; Xylonaceae. The transcript is spliced from 3 exons.